CUCUUUAAAUAUGACUCAAGUAGUUCCUUUUUGUGAUGUAUCAAUUAAUGCUGAAUGGAGUGAUUGGCAACACUAUCCAAAUGGAAGACCAAACCCAAUAUAUGGUGAAGAGGUUAUUAAAUAUGGAGCUACUGGCUUAAUGUUUGGAUUUAUUACUUUAGCAUCCAAUGGUGAAGCUUGUUGGGCUGCUCAACCAACAAUGGCUCUAGAUUGGGCUGUACCAUUAGCAAAUGAACUUAUUAAAGGUGGAAAAAGAGUUGGUGUAUCAUUUGGAGGUGCUGCAAAUUCUGACAUUUCUUCCAAAUUUACUAUUGAAGAAUUGGAACAAACCUACAAUAAAGUAAUUGAGCUAUAUAGCGCAACAUUUUUAGAUUUUGAUUUAGAAAAUGGCUUGUAUAAUGAAACAAAUAUCUGCACAGCUUUAAAAACUGUUUCUGCUAAGAACCCAAAUGUUACCAUUUCAUUCACUCUUCCAGUAUUACCAUCCGGCUUAACUACCACAGGUAUGGGUGUUGUUAAUAAAGCAAAGGAAAAUAACCUUACAUUUACUGUAAAUGGUAUGGCUAUGGAUUAUUAUGAUCCAAGCUAUAAAGAUAAAAUGGGUGAUGCUGCUAUUGAAGCUGCCACUAGCAUUAAAAACCAAUUAAAACAAGUGUAUCCAAGUGAAUCGGAUUCAGCUUUAUUCAGAAGAGUAGCCAUUACUCCAAUGAUUGGUUUAAAUGAUGAUCUUUCACUUUUUACCAUUGAUGAUGCUUCAAAAGUAGCUAACUUCUGUGCCACCAAUUCCCUUUCAUUCUUAAGCCAUUGGGAUCUUAACCGUGACAAUCCAUCAUCAUUCAGCUAUGUUGAUUUACAAACAUCAUCAAAUCCUGAUCAAAAAUCAAGUGGUGACUAUACCGUUGCAAUGGUUAAAUGUUAAUUUAAAAAAAUACUCAUUUUUUCUAAAAAUAAUUUUAAAUUAUAAAUAAAUAGUUUUUAAAAAAAAUUGUUGUUUUUAUUUUCAAUGAAAU
Molecule: messenger RNA, 1010 nt
Organism: Dictyostelium purpureum
Lineage: Eukaryota; Evosea; Eumycetozoa; Dictyosteliales; Dictyosteliaceae
Exons: 4
Coding region: 11-919 (302 amino acids)
Source: RefSeq, a predicted model, not a curated record